CAUGAGUCAAGCAGCCAUCGUCACAGUCAAUAAUCCGGAAGCUCAUUUUAGAAAUGUUUCGUCGGCGCGUUCUGGUUAAAUGUGAAUUAUUUGUCUUCGUUUGUGAUGGUCAGGCAGUGUGAUGGAGUCUGAACGCACAACGGCAUAUGGCAUCUCAAAUGUAGAUUUUACACAAAGUACUGACGAUGACCCUCUGAUCGACGGGCCGUUGCUUUCCCAAGAUGCACUUGAGUCCGCGAUUAAGAGAGAGUUUCAGAAGUUACCCACUCAUUGGGCAGUGGGGGUGCUUUCAUUUCUAAACGUGGUGUAUGUGGCUUUGUGUGUUGUAAUCACUGUGUUUUGUUGGAUAUCUGAUGAGCAUUCGGCUCAGUGCACUGCAGCGCUGCAGGGGAUCGACUCCAAGACUCUGGUGCUGCUGGGAAAAGUUGUAUUGUGGCUGCUCGUUUUUAUAUACUACAGAUUCGUCCAACAUCAUCAUAGCGCUGUGAGACGGAGAGGUUACCUGGAAUUCUACAGGGUGACCAGAGGAAUGAAAAGUCUUCCUUUACUCAUUCACUCUGCAGGCAACGCAGCCAUGCUGGCUGUCAUCGCUCCAUCCUCUCUGCUGGAUGCAAAUGUGAAGAAUCUCUCUGUGUAUCUCCUACUGACCAUCGUCUGUCUGGAGCUUCUGCUGUCUGUUAUAUGUCUGAUGAGAUACAUAGUGCAAGUGGUGAGGUUUAACAGCAAGAAGCCGCGUCCUGAUGUAAAUGAAGAGGAGCGAUCUCACGGCUGCUCCAAUGAUGUGCAUACAGAGACAGGAUUCAGGGACGGCUCCAGUCUGGAGGAAGUGGUGGAAAAGCAGGCGGACCUGAUUGAUUAUCUCAAACAGCACAACACUCUUCUGAGUAAGCGAAUCCUCACCCUCAGCGCCCAGCAGAUCCGAGAGUGACGCGUGCAAACAGAAAGGGUGACUCAGGGGUUUUCGCAGAUAUGACGGGCUCUGAAGUGUUGUUGCGUGCGAGCGUGCGUUUAUCUUGACUGGCAUCGGCAGCCGUCGCUCACUGAUCAGAAGGCUUUUGGUGGGAGACGAACCCCGGUAACCUCUGUAACGGUCGCGCGUUUCCAUGACAACAAGUCUGACUAUACAAUGGACGCAAUUAGGAAGUCAAAAAACUCUCCUGAAGAAAUGUUCACUAAGGAUGCUCAUUAUAAGCUCUUGGGAUAGCAGGAUCCUGUUACCCAGCCAAAAGCUUUAUCAUGUAACUGAUGUUUUUCUGUGUGUGGAUGUAAAGUAAAUUAGGGGGAAUCUCAAUGACAAAAAGUAUCACACCCUAAUUUACAGGAAUGAGUUUAAGGGAAAAGCAGGGUGCUGCAGUAAUAUUUUUUGUCAAGUCAUUUGUUUCUUGGCUUGGUGGAUCAAUGCUGCUACUGUGUGUAAAGCUUGAUCAAGGGGUGUUUGUGUUUAAGUGAUUCUCAGAAUGUUAUGUGACAUACUGACCUUUUAGUUCUUACGUUUGAUAACACAUGGACCGCUGUCUUUUUAUGUAAAUUAAUACAAAUAAAUGAUUCAAACUUUC
Molecule: messenger RNA, 1556 nt
Organism: Triplophysa rosa
Lineage: Eukaryota; Metazoa; Chordata; Actinopteri; Cypriniformes; Nemacheilidae
Gene: tmem192
Product: transmembrane protein 192
Exons: 6
Coding region: 122-928 (268 amino acids)
Cellular component (GO): lysosomal membrane; late endosome
Source: RefSeq, a predicted model, not a curated record